AGUGAUUCUAACUAUCUUAUCGAAAGGAAAAACCUCACAAAAGUUCAACAUUUCUUCAAAUAAAAUACUUAUUCCAACACAACUUCAAUAUUCAAAUAUCAUUAUCAGAACUUAAUUUUUUCAAAACAUCACCAAAAAAGGAAAACCAAAAUCCAAAUAUGGUAAGAUGAAAAACCUAGAGGAAUAGAAAAACCUAAGUAGUACACAAAAAUUCAUUUUUUCUUCCAACAUGAAUGUGUAAGAGUACUAUAUAUAUAAGUGGAAUCUUAUAAGGGGCACAGACUGUUUUGCGUGUUGGGUUCUCCCUCUCAUUUCCAUUAGUAGUAGAAAAAAAAAAAAGCCUUUUCAGCAGCAGAGGCAGAGAGGCGGGAAAAGGGAAAAAACAGAGAGAAAAUGAAUGGAAGAACAGACAAAGGCAGAGGAGGAGAAGAAGAAGAGGCGCUGCAGUCGGUGGAGGAGCGUUAUACGGAGUGGAAAUCACUCAUUCCUGUUCUCUACGAUUGGCUUGCUAAUCAUAACCUCGUUUGGCCUUCCCUCUCUUGUCGAUGGGGUCCCCAGUUUGAGCAAGCAACUUACAAAAACCGCCAGCGCCUCUACCUUUCCGAGCAGACUGAUGGUAGCUGUCCAAAUACGCUUGUCAUAGCUAAUUGUGAAAUUGUAAAGCCUAGGGUUGCAGCAGCACUACACAUAUCUCAGUUCAACGAAGAAUCACGUUCGCCUUUUGUAAAAAUGUUCAAGACUAUUAUUCAUCCUGGUGAGGUGAAUCGAAUUAGGGAACUGCCUCAGGAUAGCAACAUAGUGGCCACACACACGGACAGUCCUGAUGUUCUUAUUUGGAAUGUUGAGUCUCAGCCUAAUCGUAAUGCUACCUUGGAAGUAAAUAAUUUUUCUCGACCAGACUUGGUGUUGACUGGACAUCAAGACAAUGCUGAAUUUGCGCUUGCAAUAGGCCAUUCUGAGCCUUUUGUGCUCUCUGGAGGGAAGGAUAAAUCGGUUGUUCUAUGGAGCAUUUGUGAUCAUGUGUCUACUUUGGCAGCAGACCAGGGUGAUGCAAAGUCUCCUGGAUCUGGAGCAAGUAACCCGAAACCUUCUGCAGAAGGCCCUACUGUUCAAGCUCGAGGUAUUUUCCAAGGACAUGAUGAUACUGUAGAAGAUGUUCAGUUUUGCCCUUCCAGUGCACAGGAGUUUUGUAGUGUUGGAGAUGAUUCCUGCCUAAUACUGUGGGAUGCAAGAACUGGUUGUUCUCCUGUUGUCAAGGUAGAAAAGGCUCACAAUGCUGAUCUUCAUUGUGUUGAUUGGAAUCCUCACGAUGUAAAUUAUAUUUUGACUGGGUCGGCAGACAACACCAUCCGCAUGUUUGAUCGACGAAAUCUCACUUCUGGGGGUGUGGGAUCGCCUAUACAUAUCUUUGAGGCCCAUACUGCUGCUGUGCUUUGUGUACAGUGGUCCCCAGAUAAAUCAUCAGUCUUUGGAAGUUCGGCAGAAGAUGGUGUCCUGAACAUCUGGGAUCAUGAAAGGAUUGGUAAGAUGGAGAGCUCUGCUGUUACAGAACGCGAAACAUCUCCUCCUGGCUUAUUCUUUUGUCAUGCUGGACAUAGGGAUAAGGUGGUCGACUUCCACUGGAAUGUGUCAGAUCCAUGGACGAUUGUUAGUGUCUCAGAUGAUGGUGAAAAAACUGGUGGAGGUGGUACAUUACAGAUAUGGCGAAUGAUUGAUCUCAUUUACAGACCAGAUGAUGAGGUUCUAAGUGAAAUGGAGAGGUUCAAGUCUCACCUGCCUACUUGUACUUAAUAUCUCUAGAUAUGCGAUGUCACAGAUGUUCGAGCCAUGUUAAUGGGAAGAACAACACCAAGCUAGAAAUUUGCUGACUCUAUCAAAUGACUAGCUUUUGAGAUUUAUGUAUUUAAUGAGUUUAUUUAGUUUUAUCAUUUGACUUUAAAAGAUUAUGAAAACACAUUCUAGACUUUUAAAUCUUAUGUUUGGUUGAAUAA
Molecule: messenger RNA, 1991 nt
Organism: Capsicum annuum
Lineage: Eukaryota; Viridiplantae; Streptophyta; Magnoliopsida; Solanales; Solanaceae
Product: WD-40 repeat-containing protein MSI4
Exons: 15
Coding region: 394-1791 (465 amino acids)
Biological process (GO): regulation of gene expression
Cellular component (GO): nucleus
Molecular function (GO): histone binding
Source: RefSeq, a predicted model, not a curated record